This is a messenger RNA of Dibothriocephalus latus, 588 nucleotides long. Lineage: Eukaryota; Metazoa; Platyhelminthes; Cestoda; Diphyllobothriidea; Diphyllobothriidae. The record is from the annotation of a GenBank genome assembly.
AUGCGUUGUACUACUUGUAACGGUUACGUUUACAAAGCCAAAAAGUUCAACUCGCGGAUGGAAGUUGCGGAAGGAGUGGAUUAUUUGGGCUUAAGACACUAUCGAUUUUACAUACGAUGCCCCACAUGUUGUGCAGAGAUUAUUUGGAGGACUGACUUGGAGUCCAAUGAUUACGUUAUUGAGAGUGGAGCUAAAAGAAAUUUUGAAGCCUUGAAAACGGCUGAAGAACUGGAAGCAAAAAAAGCUGCGCUUGAGGAGGAGGAGCUUCAGAAUAACCCAAUGAAAUUGUUAGAAAAACGAACAAACCAAAGCAAAAAUGAGAUGGAAACGGCAGAAGCUCUAGACGAUUUAAGGGAACUAAACAAAAGACAAGCUACACUAGAAACUGAUGAGAUGCUCCUGAGAAAUAUCUGGAUGGAAAGGGAGGCUGAAAAAGAAGCAGAAGAAAAGGCUGAUGAGGAACUCAUACGAGCUCCUGGCUUCAAAGAACGCUCCACCUACACUUCCCGAAACUGUAGCAUCAGUGGCAAACUCAUCUUCCGUUUCCAACCAACCGGGUCUGUCCAAGCUGCCUUCGAGCACGUGUAA